CGGUUUGGCAGUGCAGAAUGUUUUUGGUGACGUAACCAUAAAUGGCUGGGCAGGAACACUGCGAUAUAUGGCCCCAGAGAUCUUGUGCGGAGCGGACUACAACACGGCUGUGGACUGGUGGUCAUUCGGGAUCACCAUUUGCAGGAUGGCUUCCAAUAUGUUCCCAUUUUAUGGUGCAAAUGAUUAUGAUUUGAUCAUCUAUGAGGAGCCCAACAUACCUGAAUGGCUGCCUGAAGAUCUGAAAGACCUUUUGAAAAAGCUCCUGAAUAAACAACCUUAUGAUCGCCUGGGUGUGCAUGGAAAUAUCAGACACCAUCGAUUUUAUUCAUCUAUUAAUUGGCUGGAACUUGAACAACAACGGAUACCACCACCUUUCCAGGUAAUAUGAAUA
Messenger RNA from Xenopus laevis (African clawed frog), 391 nucleotides. RefSeq names its product protein kinase C theta type-like. The transcript is spliced from 3 exons. Bases 68 to 388 code for a protein of 106 amino acids. The record is from RefSeq and is a predicted model, not a curated record. NCBI's taxonomy places the organism in Eukaryota, Metazoa, Chordata, Amphibia, Anura, Pipidae.